AUCUCAGCCCCUCAGCAAGUUUGGUGUGGCUCUCUGGGGCUCAUCAAAAUUGUAGUUGCCUCUGAACUACUUUUGCAAUUUAUCAUACAGCUCAGUCUAUUACUCUUGGAAAUCACAGGCCAUCAGAUGCCAAAUGGUUAUUUUUCUUUUUCAGGCUUCAGAAAGCCCAGUGGUUGAAUCCAGUUCUGAAUUAAGAUCUUAGAAGUCCCAAGAACAUAGUCUACUUCCACCUAUGGUGUAAGUAGGGCCAGGCAAAGUGUAUGAUGCAAAUGCUUCCUGAAGAGGAUAACAAACUGGAGGGAGAACAUGGUGCAAAGUAGGACAUAAGCCUUUCUCCAGUCCUGACCAUCUCCAGACAUAUUUUUUCUUCUGAGUAUUUAUCACCUAACAUUUUGGCAGGAAAUAUGGACUCAGGUAAAAUUCAAGCUGACUUCAAUGGAGAACAUCACAGAAGUGACAGAAUUCAUCCUGCUGGGGUUAACAGAUGACCCCAAUCUUCAGGUUCCUCUCCUCCUGAUAUUUUUAUUCAUCUACAUUGCCACUCUGAUUGGAAAUGGAGGGAUGAUGAUGAUCAUCUUCUCAGACUCCCACCUCCACACUCCCAUGUACUUCUUCCUCAGUAACCUGUCCUUUGUAGAUCUGGGAUACUCAUCAGCUGUAGCUCCCAAGAUGGUGGCUGCACUUCAGUCAGGGAACAAGGUCAUCUCCUAUAAUGGGUGUGCAGCUCAAUUUUUCUUCUUUGUGGGAUUUGCCACUGUUGAGUGCUAUCUUCUGGCCUCCAUGGCUUAUGACCGCCACGCAGCAGUGUGUAGGCCUCUUCAUUACACCACCACCAUGACAACAGGUGUAUGUACCAUCCUGACCAUUGGCUCAUACACCUGUGGCUUCCUCAAUGCAUCCAUCCAUGCUGCAGACACUUUUAAACUCUCUUUCUGUGGUUCUAAUAAGAUCAAUCAUUUUUUCUGUGACAUACCCCCACUCCUGGCCCUUGCAUGCUCCAGUACACACAUCAGUAAGUUGGUUGUCUUUUUUGUUGUGGGAUUCAAUGUCUUUUUCACUCUCUUGGUAAUUAUCAUCUCGUACCUCUUCAUAUACAUUGCCAUUCAAAACAUGAAGUCUUCUGAGGGGCGAAAGAAGGCUUUCUCCACUUGUGUUUCCCACCUUACUGCUGUGUCCAUCUUCUAUGGCACAAUCAUCUUCAUGUACUUGCAGCCCAGUUCUGGUCAGUCCAUGGACACAGACAAAAUAGCUUCUGUAUUCUACACUGUAGUGAUUCCCAUGUUGAACCCCUUGAUCUACAGCCUCAGGAACAGAGAAGUGAAAAGUGCCCUCUGGAAAAUACUCAAAUUUUACCCUAAGUCUUUUUGUGUGAGUAGGAAGUAGACAAGGAAGUAAGGGAUAGAUCGCCUCCU
This is a messenger RNA of Mastomys coucha (southern multimammate mouse), 1412 nucleotides long. RefSeq names its product olfactory receptor 1444. The record is from RefSeq and is a predicted model, not a curated record. The transcript is spliced from 3 exons. Lineage: Eukaryota; Metazoa; Chordata; Mammalia; Rodentia; Muridae. Gene Ontology annotation, biological process: sensory perception of smell; G protein-coupled receptor signaling pathway. Gene Ontology annotation, cellular component: membrane. Gene Ontology annotation, molecular function: odorant binding; G protein-coupled receptor activity; olfactory receptor activity. Bases 436 to 1383 code for a protein of 315 amino acids.